Molecule: messenger RNA, 570 nt
Organism: Pyrenophora tritici-repentis Pt-1C-BFP
Lineage: Eukaryota; Fungi; Ascomycota; Dothideomycetes; Pleosporales; Pleosporaceae
Source: RefSeq, a predicted model, not a curated record
AUGCAUCUGGAUCUGUUCACGCAUGUCGGUCGGAAAGUCCGCUGUCCGAUACCCGAGAUGGAACUAGCAAUAAUAGUAGCAGCCUCGCUUAGAUGGGUUCACGGAUUGAUAGUGCAGAUGGAGAUCUUGUACGACCAUGCCUUACGUGGCCACCCCUCCAUUACCAUCUGUCUAAUCUGUGUCUCGCGUCAGGAAGUGGAGAAAGAAGACGGUGGUGUCUUUGUUGUUCUAGGUACCCUAGCCCUUUCUGGUUUGCUUUCCUAUCUCGUCGUUUAUACAUGCAUGCGUAUACAUUCAAUUAUCAAAGACGUCAUAGAUCCGAAAUCCGCGGAAUCUGGAGGCGCCAUGGAAAUUAGACGUGGCACACCAACACGUCAAAGUGUCCGUGUAAACGAGGGGUUUGAGUGCGAUUGGUGGAAAUCGUGGCGCGUUGCCGUCCAAGCGAGAGGCUGUUGUGAGCGGACUGAGAUCACUGGCGUUGUCGACGAGAUCUAUGUAGUUAGGCUGUCAGGGACAUGCAGGGAGAAAGUGUUUACAUCAGUGUUUGCUCUGGUAGCAGUAGUAGUGUGA